AUGAUUCCUCCCAUUCCCGUCUUGUCGGACUACGGGAUCAGCCCAGCCCACGGCUUCCUCCCGGAUGUCCUGCCGUUGACGAGGCUUCCUGAUCCGUACUACAACAAAUGGGAGGCCAUCAGCGCCAAUCUGCAAAAUCUGAUUCUUAGCAAGCGCCUCCAAGGGGUCGUUGAUCGUCUGCCCGUUCUCUCCACCAUCGGUCUGGAACAUGACGCAGAAUGGCGGCGAGCCUACAUGCUCCUGACCUUCUUCGCCCACGGCUAUAUCUGGGGAGGUGACACUCCCCGUGAACGGGUGCCGCCCAGCAUCUCCGUGCCGCUGCUGGAGAUUUGCAGGCACCUUGAAGUGCCUCCCGUGUCGACCUAUGCCGCCUCGGUCCUCUGGAACUUCAAGCCCCUUUUCAUCGAUGAGGACAUCGAUGACCUGGACAACCUCGCCACCCUGGUAACCUUCACAGGCUCGCUCGAUGAGUCUUGGUUUUACCUUGUCUCGGUCGCCAUUGAGGCCCGCGGCGGCCCCAUCAUACCGCUCAUGUUGACAGCCGUUGCUGCGGCUCGCGCAGGUGAUGCUGCAACCGUGACACGUUGUCUGCGCACCUUUGCCGAGCGCUUGGAUGAUCUGGGUGCGCUGCUUCAUCGCAUGCACGAAAGCUGCGAUCCAGGGUUCUUUUACAAGCGCAUUCGCACCUUCCUCGCCGGCAGCAAGAAUAUGGCUGAUGCGGGACUACCCAGAGGCGUCAUCUGGGACGAUGGCACUGGGAAGUCGGACUAUGUGCAGUACUCUGGCCCCAGCAAUGCACAAAGCUCCUUGAUCCAGUUCUUCGAUCUCAUUCUUGGCAUCGAGCACCGUCCUACAGGGGAGAAGGCCGACGCUUCGUCAGAAUCGGAGCGCGAGGGCCGCGCUCGGGCGCCGAAGAACAACUUCAUCCGCGAAAUGCGCCGAUACAUGCCGGGACCGCACGCGCGCUUCUUAGAGGACGUCGCAUCGGUCGCCAACAUCCGUGAAUUUGUGGAGAGCUAUUCUGGCGCCGACCGCGAUCUUGGUAUUGCGUACGAUGCCUGUCUCAGCAUGUUACGUGCCUUCCGCGACAUUCACAUCGCCAUCGUGACGCGCUAUAUCAUCCUGCCUUCGAGGGAGACCCGCGCACGCAGUCGCAGCCCGGCCAACACCCGCCAGAACCUUGCUACUGCUUCCAAGAACGAACAGCACAAGAAGGUCAAGGGCACCGGCGGCACCGCCUUGAUCCCGUUCUUGAAGCAGGCCCGCGAUGAGACGGGUGAGCCGGCUGUGGAAGCCUGGGCCAAGCGCUUCAUGACUCGGCAGUCGCGUUCAACUGGCCAGGGCGACUUCUUUGCUGGCAAACCCGAGCAAGUCGAGGUCGUUAAAGAACCAGUGGUUGAGCAUGGGCUGGCGGGGAUAUGGACGAUUGAUGACGAUGUAGGCGGUAUCUGCAACUACUAG
Molecule: messenger RNA, 1461 nt
Organism: Pseudomassariella vexata
Lineage: Eukaryota; Fungi; Ascomycota; Sordariomycetes; Amphisphaeriales; Pseudomassariaceae
Product: Indoleamine 2,3-dioxygenase
Exons: 1
Coding region: 1-1461 (486 amino acids)
Biological process (GO): 'de novo' NAD+ biosynthetic process from L-tryptophan
Cellular component (GO): cytoplasm
Molecular function (GO): heme binding; indoleamine 2,3-dioxygenase activity; metal ion binding
Source: RefSeq, a predicted model, not a curated record